Messenger RNA from Branchiostoma belcheri (Belcher's lancelet), 2343 nucleotides. Its product is annotated as nucleolar protein 9-like. Bases 1 to 2343 code for a protein of 780 amino acids. NCBI's taxonomy places the organism in Eukaryota, Metazoa, Chordata, Leptocardii, Amphioxiformes, Branchiostomatidae. Gene Ontology annotation, biological process: endonucleolytic cleavage in 5'-ETS of tricistronic rRNA transcript (SSU-rRNA, 5.8S rRNA, LSU-rRNA); endonucleolytic cleavage in ITS1 to separate SSU-rRNA from 5.8S rRNA and LSU-rRNA from tricistronic rRNA transcript (SSU-rRNA, 5.8S rRNA, LSU-rRNA); ribosomal small subunit export from nucleus. The record is from RefSeq and is a predicted model, not a curated record. Gene Ontology annotation, molecular function: RNA binding. The transcript has 13 exons. Gene Ontology annotation, cellular component: nucleolus; preribosome, small subunit precursor; 90S preribosome.
AUGGCGCCACCAAAACGUGGUGGAGGGGCUCCUCGUGGUCGAAAGAGAUAUUUCGACAAAAAUGCGCCACGAAAUGAGAAACCGUACGCCGGGAAAGGCAGGGCUGUAGAGGACAGAGGGCCGGACAGAAGACUCGGUCGCCUGGACCCACAGACGCUGAGUUAUUACCGUAGAGUGGAGCAACAGUUGAAGGAUGGGUUCGAGGAAGAAGAGGAAAAGUGUCUGUUCCUCAACAAUGUCUUCACGCAGGUGGAAGAAGAGAUCCACGUACUGGCCUGUAACCAGACAGUCAGCAGGAUCCUGGAGAACCUCCUGCACCAGGCAUCAACAUUCCACCUCAUCAGCAUCAUCACACAGCUAAAAGAAAACAACUUCACGUCGCUGUGUACGGACAGGUUUGCUGGUUACGUCCUCCAGACCAUCGUGUGCCUCAUCCCCCGUCAUCUCAGUGUAACAUCGAGAAAAGACGUUACCGCUCAAAAAAAGACGACAGAGAAGGAAGAAGAGGACUCCCUGCGUGACUUGUUCCUUGCAGUUUGCCAGGAGAUGGUGGAGGGUGUCGGGCGGCUUGUAAGGGACCACUACGGAAGUCACGUGUUGCGAGCCGUGUUUGAGACCCUGAGUGGGGUGAAGCUUGAACAGAAGAUGGUUCGCAGUCGGCUGUCCCUCGGACAACAGAACAGAGUCACUCCUGGAAAAGAUGGCAAAGCAUCCUCCACAGUCACAGUCAAACCACCGCCUCCCAGUUUCCUACAGAUGCUGCAGCAGCUCACCAAAGCUAUUUUGAACAUUGAUGACUUCUCAGUUUUGGUGUCCCAUGUAGCAGCCAGCCCAGUGCUGCAGGCUCUCCUGACUGUUUUGCACAAGGUAGACCAGGGGCUGUGUACACAAGUCUGUCAACAGGUCAUGGAGUCUGAGGUGUUCACUAGAACAUGUGCAGAGAGUGAACUCAGUGGGGUGUGCCUUGCCCUGGUACACCAGCAUGCCAGCUACAUAGUAAAGACCCUGCUGACCGUGGCAGACGACGCCACCUAUCAGAAUCUUUUCCAACUGCACUUCCUGUGGCGGCUGCUGCAGCUCAGUCUGCAUCCUGUGGCAACAUUUGGUCUGCAGCAACUCCUGUCCACACUUCGCACUGAGGACCAGUUGGCAGAUGUUUUGGACGAGCUAUUGGCCCAUUGUGAGGACCUCCUGGCCCAUGGGAAGGCUAUGGUGCUGAUCAACCUUGCUGAUGCCUGUGUCAGACACCAGAUGCAGGAUGGGCAGAGAAAGUUUGUCAAGAAACUACUAAAGGCAUUUCACAUUCCAAAGACAGACAGGCUAAAGUGUGCCCAGGUUGUGGCCUCUUUACAGUCUUAUGAGCAGUUCUCAGGUGUUCCAAAGGAUAAGAGUGAGGAACAACAGAAGACUACAAAGGUUCUGACUACAGUAACUCUCCAUGGAUCCCUCCUACUCCAACACUUGCUGAGGUUUGAUGACCCCUCGGAUGUAGCAGACAGUAUCCAGGCCAUGUCCUCACAUGAGCUCCAGACUCUGGCAUGUAACUCAUUUGGCAGCCGGGUCAUAGAGACCUUCCUCACCAGUCCAACUAUCUCUGAAAAGAGAAUAAAGCCUCUACUGCAGAAGAUGAUGGACCUGUACGUGGUGCUGUCGUGUGACAAGUUUGGCAGCAGGGUCAUGGAUGUGGUGUGGAAAGUCGCUCCUGUCGGUGUGAAGGCUUCCAUCGCUGAGAAGCUUGUUGAGAAGGAGGACAGAUUGAGGAGUGACCAGUAUGGCAGGUUUGUGUGGCAGAACUGUGCCAUUGACCACUUCAUGAGGCUGAAGGACAGGUGGAUGGACGUCCAGGCUGCCCAGGAGAGGAAGAGAAGGCUCUUCCAGGACAUCUUGGCUGAAGAUCCUCCUCCCAAAAAACCAAAGCAGGAAGUAAAAGAGACAGUUCCUGCAGACCACCUGGCACCAGAGCUGGCCAUCCUGGGGGUGGGAGUAGAGCAGGAGGAAGAGAAUGAUUUUGGUAGUGACAGUGAGGAGUCAUCCGAUAGUGUCACAUGUGUCAGCCUCUGCAGUAAGGAUACACCCAACCUUAAAAAAACAAAGAAAAAAGGCAAACAAAAGUUCAAAGUCAGUGACUUUACAGAUGGAGAAAGAACUGAACAAAAACCCAAAAAGAAGACAAAGAAGAACACUGACAGAGAUGGAGACAAACACGUUAAACUGAAGAUCAAACAAACUGCAGUUUUUGACUCUCCUACAAGUAGUGGGGAGAAAACCAAGAAGAAGAAGAAGCUGAAAGAGAAAAAGAAACACAAGAAGCUCCCAAAUGCUCAUCCGAAAAAGAAGCAUUGA